Messenger RNA from Rhodamnia argentea, 1648 nucleotides. Its product is annotated as UDP-glycosyltransferase 91C1-like. The transcript has a single exon. NCBI's taxonomy places the organism in Eukaryota, Viridiplantae, Streptophyta, Magnoliopsida, Myrtales, Myrtaceae. The coding region runs from base 247 to 1632 and encodes 461 amino acids. Gene Ontology annotation, molecular function: UDP-glycosyltransferase activity. The record is from RefSeq and is a predicted model, not a curated record.
GACGUCGGUGCACCCAAAUCACGGUCCAUUCAUCUUCAAUUCAAACCUCUGAACGUUAUUUUAAUCCUCGUUGCUACUGUUAUGGCGUGCGCCCGAAUUGGACGCGCUCCUUAAAAUACCCGAAAUCUCCCACCACUUUCAAACCCUCAGCAACUCAAACCAUCGUCGUCGUCAACAAAUUCACUUCACACUUGCACCUGCAAAUCCUCUCUCUCUCUCUCCCUCUCUCUCUGCACACUUCUCUCCAUGGACGGCCAGUCGAAGCGCAACCUCCACAUCGCGAUGUUCCCAUGGCUUGCUCACGGCCACUUCACUCCCUUCCUCGAGCUCUCCAAGUUCCUCUCCCUCCAUGGCCACUCCAUCUCCUUCCUCUCCACCCCUAAGAACAUCGCUCGCCUCACCCAGACCCACCCCAAGCUCCCUCCCUCCAUCCGCCUCGUCUCCCUCCCCAUGCCCCUGGUCGACAACCUCCCGAGCUCGGCCGAGUCGACCUUCGACCUGGACAUCGACUCAGUCCCCUACCUCAAGAAGGCCUACGACCUGCUCGAGCCGGCACUGACCGGUUUCCUCUCGGGCGGCCGCGUGGACUGCGUGAUCCACGACUUCGCCAGUCACUGGCUCCCACGGGCUGCUACUCAGCUCGGGGUCAGCUCGGUGUUCUUCAGCACCAUCAAUGCGACUUCGCUCGCGUUCCUUGGCCCGCCGUCGGAGCUCAUCAGCGGCCGGUACCAUAAGCCGGAGGACCUGACCUGCGUACCGGAGUGGAUCCCGUACGAGUCCACAGCUUGCUUCAGGCUCCACGAGGUGCUGAGGCACCGGCGGUGCAUGGACGAGGAGAUCUCCGAUUUCUGCAGGUUGGGCCACGUGGUUGACGGCUGCGAUUUCGUGAUCGUAAGGAGCUGCCACGAGUUCGAAUCGGAGCCGUUGAGCUUGUUGCCGGAGAUUUACCAGAAACCCGUGAUUCCGAUCGGGCUAGUGACGCCGGCUAUCCGAGAGGAUGAAGGACACGACCAUGAGAAAUGGAGAGCCCUAAAAGGUUGGCUCGACACCAAGCGCGAGAAAUCGGCGCUUUAUAUCGCGCUUGGAACUGAAGUGAUUUUGAGCAGCGAGCUAAUGAAUGAGUUGGCGUCCGGGAUUGAGAAAUCCGGGUUACCGUUCGUUUGGGUGGUUAGGAACUGCCCCGUCCCGGCCGGGUUCGAGGAGCGAGUCUCGGACCGAGGAUUCGUCUGGGCGGGUUGGGCCCCGCAGACUCGGAUCUUGGCCCACGAGGCAAUCGGUGGAUUCCUGACGCACUGCGGCUGGAACUCGACCAUCGAGGCACUGAGCCGCGGGCGGCCUCUAGUGCUGUUCUCCGGGGGGAGCUCGGACCAGGGCCUGAUGGCCCGGUUUCUACACGAGAAGAGGGUGGGGUUUGAAGUGCCCCGGAACAAGGCGGACGGGUCGUUCACGGGGGAUGUGGUGGCCGAGUCGAUCCGGCGGGUCAUGGCAGAGCCCGAGGGGGAGCCGAUAAGGGCAAAUGCAUGGGCCAUGAAGGAGGUGUUUGGCGACAUGGAGUUGCAAAACAAGUACAUGGAGGAAUUUGUAGGGAUCUUGGAGAAAGGCGCCACUAAGGAGCAAAAGAUGGAGAACUAAUUUGCAAGACUGAGCA